This is a messenger RNA of Echinococcus granulosus, 1830 nucleotides long. RefSeq names its product Scavenger mRNA-decapping enzyme DcpS. Gene Ontology annotation, cellular component: nucleus; P-body; SMN-Sm protein complex. The coding region runs from base 1 to 1830 and encodes 609 amino acids. NCBI's taxonomy places the organism in Eukaryota, Metazoa, Platyhelminthes, Cestoda, Cyclophyllidea, Taeniidae. Gene Ontology annotation, molecular function: RNA 7-methylguanosine cap binding; hydrolase activity. Gene Ontology annotation, biological process: deadenylation-dependent decapping of nuclear-transcribed mRNA. The record is from RefSeq and is a predicted model, not a curated record. The transcript is spliced from 7 exons.
AUGGUGGUGGUGUUUUGGUUUUUUAUGACGGGUUUUGUUGAUUUCGGCAGCACUUUUUCGAUUGUUAAGUGUUCAGAUCUUCUUCCAGGCCAGUAUACAUGUAAUGAAGCAGUUAUAGAUCGUCUAACGCAGCAACCCGUUGAUUGCGAAAAGUCUACUGGUUUAGCUGAAAUCAAAUGCUUUGUUGCACCGAACAUUUCAUGCAUUGGUAUGAGUAAUGACGACGGACGAGGUGUCUUCUUUAAGAAUACUACCUGCUUGUGGACUAAUGGCUAUAGCUAUGGAACGGCGUUAACUUUAUCCAUUUUUGGUGGGAUUUUUGGUCUCGACAGGUUCUACCUGGGAUAUGUCGCAUUGGGUGCUUUAAAAAUGUGGUCGCUUGGUGGCCUGGGUCUGUGGUAUUUGAUUGACGUUAUUUUGUUAGUGAAUAAUAAUUUACACCCGGCUGAUAGAUCUAAUUUAACACGUCCUUAUUUCAAUCCCGCCCCGAUUUACUUGCCCGCUUAUAUGUCGAUCGAUAAAGCAUCCAUUGAACCUAUCGAAGACGUGCGCGAUCAUCUUCACCUGCGUUUUCUUUCGCUAAUUUCUGCAUCUACUGGUUCCGACGCACCAGCGCUUCUUCAUUUAUUUAAUUGUGACGAACCCCUUUCUUGUCAUCUUGAGGCGUGGGCUCCUCUCUUUCCAAACAGUUCGUAUAGUGAAGGAGCUGUUUGUUGUAAAAAUCUAGUUACUCCGAUUGGAGUUGUUCCAAGGGCUCGAGUUCGUGAAUCGGACGUGAUAGCAAUCGAGAUUAAUCUUUCCCCUCCUCGUAAACGUCGUCGAACUUCCAUCAACUCUAAUUCCUCAUCAACGCCACCUGCUAGUGCAUAUUCUCCGUCGAACACUCGAAUCAUACGUGUACUUCGAAAUGACAUUCGGAGCAAGGUGAUCUACCUGCAUGUCAGGUUCAAAGACUCAUUGGAUCAGGAUGCUAUUGUAAUAUUACAGAAGUCCCCCUUUCCAAACGAAAUCCCUGAUCUGUGUGAGGCUCAGGUAGGUGUGCCCUACGUUGAAGGCGAUUGCGAUCAUAACGAAAAAGAAACAAACUUUCCUACCUGGAAAGUGGACGAGAUUGUAAGCAAUGACAGAUACCGUCGAUUCUCUGUUGUGACUGGGUUAGAGCGAGCUAAUCGUAUAAGUAUGACAGUAAUCCAUCCAGCGGAAGCCCAUCACUUCUCCAAGUACACGUCCUCUAAGCGCCAGAUAGUUUUGGAGACGCCUCAAACUUAUCAAAACGUUAUUCUCCCAUUUCUGGAGUCAAAUCCGAAGGACCUCAGCUGGGUUGACAAUAUUCUCAAUGGAACGGCUGAGGUAGAACGCGUUUUACUUACAGAUAAGGAUGCGAAUUUCGGGUUCACUCUAGUGUUAGAUUAUCGGUGGGAUGGUAGUAAGCUGCAUGAGCUUCAUGCCCUGGCUCUUGCAAGGAAUCCAAGACUGACAUGCCUGCGUGACCUAAGAGCUUGUCAUUUGCCAAUGCUGAGAACAAUGCUGACAGAAGGAAGAAAGCAACUUGUGGCAAAGUACAACGGUGAGAAGGAAGACGGGCUACGGGAGGAUCAAAUCAUUGCCUACUUCCACUAUCCUCCCACUUUCUACCGUUUACAUAUGCACUUUAUCCAUGUCGAGGGACCGGCGGACGGGGGCACGCAGGUUGGCAAGGCGACUUUAGCCGAGGACGUUAUUGAAAAUGUGGAGAUGAAGAGCGAGUACUACGCUGAGCGAACCGUUCCAAUCUACCUUCACGACAACCACCCAUUUCUAGAUGCCAUUCGGAAGUCCGAACACUUGUAA